UGUGCUUGAAAUCAGGAAAGUAUGUGUGGUGGGGUGAUUGCUUAUAGAAAUAAGAUUAGAUGUUUGAUCUUUACUCGUAAUAAGAAACUAGACUAAUUGAAAGUGUGCUUGAGAUUGAAAAAAUUCCUGUGCUUGUAGUUUCAGCAUCUGUAUCUGUUUCGAUGGAUACUCAUUUUUUUUAUAUUUUUUUCCUCUCUAUUUUAGGAGUUUCUUAUUGAUAUUUUUGUCUUGAUUUUCCAUGGAUGCCGAGUUGAAAGAAAUUUCCAAUAAACUCUCUUUGACUGAGGAGGAAAAUGCUAAGAGGAAAAAUGACUGGUUGUUUGCGGGUUUCACUCAUCAAGAAGUCACUGCUACCAGCACAGGCAAUAGAUCAAGUGGUAGAAGCCAUGAGAAUGAAGAUUUUAGCCUUAAACUUCAAGAGCUAUUAUCAACUAACAUGAAGAAGAAGACUAAGCUUUUGGAUGAGAUUUGCAGUCAUAUUCAGAGGCUUAAUGGAGAGGUUGAUGAUUUAAGUAUUCGAAUAUCAGAGUUAAUGGCUUCUUUAGACAACAAUGGUAGCAUCAAUGCAGACAUCCUCAGACAACUUCUACAACAAUAGUUACGUACAAAUUUUUGUCCUUUAAUUUACUCAACUAAUGCUUCAACUCCAUGCAAUAAGAUAAACGAACAGCUCAGUUUUCUGUCCUCGUUCUUUUACAA
This is a messenger RNA of Gossypium raimondii (Peruvian cotton), 699 nucleotides long. Its product is annotated as transcription factor ILI4. The transcript is spliced from 3 exons. Bases 239 to 598 code for a protein of 119 amino acids. The record is from RefSeq and is a predicted model, not a curated record. NCBI's taxonomy places the organism in Eukaryota, Viridiplantae, Streptophyta, Magnoliopsida, Malvales, Malvaceae.